UUGCAUUUAGCACAGUACACUCCCAGGUUUGAAUCACACUUCUAGCAAAGCUCCAAUGGCGUCCCUAAUAGAGACCCACCGCUCCGGCGCAGAGGUUGUUAGUGGAGAUGCCAUCUGCAGGAAGAAAUCCGUCGACCUGCUGGAAGAGCUCGGCCUCCCCAAGGGUCUCCUGCCAAUGGAGGACAUCCAGGAGUUUGGGUACAACCACACCACGGGGUUCAUGUGGCUGGUGCAAGGGAAGAAGAAGGUGGAGCACACCUUCAAGAAGAUCAAGCAGACCGUGUCCUAUGCUGCCGAGGUGACAGCGUUCGCCGAGAAGGGCAAGCUGCGGAAGAUCACCGGUGUCAAGACCAAGGAGCUGAUGCUUUGGCUCAGUGUAGUUGAGGUCUAUGUUCCUGAGGCCUCGCCAGAGAAGGUCACCUUCAAGACUGGCACUGGCCUCUCCGACAGCUUUGACGCCACUGCCUUUGCACUCGGGGAGUAAAUAUGGAUGCUGAGUUUUAUUAGUUUAUUUAAUCCUUACGAGGAUUACAUACAAGGAUUGUCUUAAUCGUUUGUGCCAAGUUCAAUGGCUUGCUCCAUUGUCUUAC
Messenger RNA from Setaria italica (foxtail millet), 590 nucleotides. RefSeq lists its product as uncharacterized. Bases 56 to 484 code for a protein of 142 amino acids. The record is from RefSeq and is a predicted model, not a curated record. The transcript has a single exon. Lineage: Eukaryota; Viridiplantae; Streptophyta; Magnoliopsida; Poales; Poaceae.